CCGGUGCCAACCUCAUGCCCGCGGCCUGCUCCUCUUAUCUCGGGACAGGAUAAGUGCGUUACGAAAGCCUCGCGUGAUAACGAAGUGUUAAGAGUGCGUUCCGGGAAGGAAAAGAAGAGCAAGUGUCGGGUAGCGCGUGUUUGAAAGUCCCGCGGUUGGCAGGCAGUAGGUUGGCUCGCUGCCACCAGUGGCGCUGCCAUCGCCGAGACGUGAGUGUAAACACAGUGGUGGAAACAUGGACUCCACCUCUAACAGUGUGACAGCUCCGGGAAACCACUCUCAUUCCUCCCCUAUAGACAGUGUUAAUAACAAUACGAUGCAAAAUGGGAUUGCCACGCCCUCGGGUGACUCAGAAGAAACAGACGAAGUUGAAAGUGUAAAUAGCAGUGUAGGAAACAGAACUUCAGUGAACGGUGGAGUGGCACUCGGUAGUGUUGGCAAUGUUACGAGCUCAUCAGCUGACCGUGAUAGAAACGUAAAUAAUGACGUUGAUGCCAAACCAGACCCCGAGGACGAUAAAGAGCUAGAGGAACUUGCCAAACUUAGGUGUCAGAGCGUGGCAACAGAAGUGGUGGCAGAGAGAUAUAAGCGAAGAUGUUCCGAUUAUCCGGGUUUUGCGUUCGGCUCCUCCAUUUUCAGUUCGAACACUAUGAUGAAGUUCAGCAUUAUAAAGAACGAGUUGCACAACAUCAUGAAUGUGCAAUUGAAAAGGGCUGAGGGCGAGGUGGCCGCUCUGAACCGCCGCAUCCAGCUGCUCGAGGAGGACCUGGAGCGCUCUGAGGAGCGCCUCAACACCGCCACCACCAAGCUGGCCGAGGCCUCCCAGGCCGCCGACGAGUCCGAGCGAGCCCGCAAAUGCCUGGAGAACCGAGCCAACAUGGAGGACGACCGAGUGGGCAUCCUUGAGGCCCAGCUCGCACAGGCAAAGCACAUUGCCGAGGAGGCUGACAAGAAGUACGAAGAGCUGGCCCGUAAGUCCGUCAUGCUGGAGAACGACUUGGAGAGGGCUGAGGAGAGGGCAGAAGCGGCCGAAGGAAAGAUCGUCGAGCUUGAGGAAGAGCUGCGUGUCGUUGGCAACAACCUGAAGUCCCUUGAGGUGUCUGAGGAGAAGUCUGCGCAAAGAGAAGACAAGAUGGACACACAGCUGAGAAGUAUCACACAAAGUUUGAGAGAGGCUGAGGCCCGUGCUGAGUUCGCCGAGAGGUCUGUGCAGAAGCUCCAGAAGGAGGUCGACAGGCUUGAAGACGAUCUAGUAGCUGAGAAAGAUAAGAAUAGGCUGCUCCAGGCAGACAUGGAAGCCACCCUACAGGACAUCCAGAAUAUGUAGACAUAAUAAGCCCAGGACACAUUGGAAGAAGCAGAAAGUCACAGACGAACUGGUUAACGAAAAGGAGAAGUACAAGUCCAUUACCGACGAGCUGGACCAGACUUUCAGCGAACUGUCUGGCUACUAAACACUCUCUGCUCCAAACUGUUCUGCCAUCUCUCUUCCUAUGCCCUCAGCUGGCCUGUAACCUAUUUUUUCAUAAGCUUAUGUCAUUCAGUUUAUAAGAAUCUUUUUACUUUUCCUUCUUUUUAUGUGUUGCAUUUGACCUUCGAUUGAGUCAAUAUCAUCACUAAAUCAUUCGAUAACGUUGGUGAAGUCUGCCAUAUAGGUAAUUUUAAUGUUAUUAAAAGGUAAUCUUUAUUCAGGAACCUAGAUUUUGAAGUUCAUUUCAAAAGGACAGGUUUCAUGUAUUCUAUGGCUUAAUAACAUAAAGAAAUAAAUAUUUAUUAUCAAAUGAAUUUGUUUUGUUGUUUACGCUGUUAUCCCGACACGACCAUGACCAACGAUGAAGCGAGUGGCAGUAAGAUGAGCCUAGGACCACUGCUGCUGCCACCGUCAGCCGGUGGACUGCCUGUAAAAUAUCUCACCCAUCUGUUACAGAUGAACUUGUUAAUGAAAAAGAAAAAUAUAAGAACAUUGCGGAUGAGAUGGACCAGGCGUUCUCAGAAUUAUCAGGAUUCUAAAUGUGGCACACUGGUGGGCGCUAACACGGUGCUUGGACGGGCGUCCGUGUCCGCGGAUGUGUGGGCGGAGGCCAUUACUCUGUCCACACCCGCAACACGAUCACGCCCCUGCGGACUGACUUGACUGACGGCCGAGACGCGCCCUACACCAACACCAUCACCACCACCACCACCUCCAAUCAUCACCGCCUGGCCCGCCACGCUAACGUCCGCCGUGUAAUGGCCGAGUCCCGGGGCUCCGGAGCUCCAGGGCGGCCCUCGACGGCAGCUCCGUGGGGCUGCUCUCGCGCGCCGCGCUUGAACUCCGUGAUCCAAGGGGCGCUGAGCCUCACCAAGGCUCCCCCGUUCUCUCGCGGAGCGGGGCGCCUGCUGAGGUUCCUCGCCCUGGGAGUCGGCCCACGUCUCUCUUGCUCUGUUGCCGUAUGUAAGGGUGUGCAUAGGUUCACCUUCUUCAACUCGAGUUGCAAUCAGUCCUUUUAUGCGUCAUGCAUUUACAAUAUAUGAAUUAUCAAUAAUAUAUAAGUUAAUAAUAUUAUUCAACUUUUAAAUCUGGAUCUUAUACUUACAGAAUGAUUGUACACUGUUUGUUUAACGUGUAAUAAAUUUUGUAAACAAAA
Molecule: messenger RNA, 2627 nt
Organism: Penaeus vannamei (Pacific white shrimp)
Lineage: Eukaryota; Metazoa; Arthropoda; Malacostraca; Decapoda; Penaeidae
Source: RefSeq, a predicted model, not a curated record